AUGUCCGCAUCCUCCGUUGCUCCGAAGCUCUUCUGCUAUGGGAUCUGCUGCUGCGUCCUCCUCCUCCUGGCCGCCCUUUGUUGGAAGGAGCCGCCCGAUCAGGAUGUGACCUUGGAAAACGGCCUCGAGGCAGCUCUAGUUCGAUCAUAUCGAUCUUUGUCUGAGCACAAUUCCGAGUCGUUGCCCCUCCUAUUAGAGAUUCAGGCAUGGAUGGAGCCAAGUUUUCGAGCCCUUCCAAAGGUAGCAAAAGGUCGGGUCGGUCCUCGUGGUGCUGCUCAUUUGGUGCACUUGUUCUUCAAUACUAACUUUGGCAUCAACUUUGGCCUUCAGAACGGCAAUCCAUUUCAUCGGGAUCCAGUGAAGGCUUUGGCUGAAGUCAGCCUUCUACAAACCAGAGCCCCGAAGCUGUCGCAAGCGAUGGCAGGGUUGCCGGCAACCUACUCCUUGCCGGAACUCGCUGCCUACGUGGCUGUGCUCCAAAGGCUCAUCAUCAAAGAGAUCCGCAUUGCCCUGAAAGUUGCAUGGAGACUACGCAAUCACACCGCCAAUGCGCAGCUUCCGCCCAAGGAGCUUCGCCGAGUUCUGGCAUCGGCGCUGAUCCUUUUGCACGAUUGGGACCGUGUGCUUCUACAGCCUUCGACCCUGAAGCUGAAGCAGUGGACAGAUGCGGCCAUCAUCCGCCGAUUUCGUCUGCACGAGCAGGCGGCCACCCAGAAUGUGGAAUCAUGGAAACAGUUGAAGAAGUUUGUGGCCGAAACGACGCGACGUGCUCUACCGCAAGAGGAAAGAUACUCGUUCAAAUCAGCUACACCAGCCUUCCUGGAGCUCUUCCGGACAUACGGGUCUUUCCAGAAUCUGGACUGCCAAGACAUGAAAACCGUCUUACGCGGUUUGGACGAAACAGGGCAUGGCAGAGUCUCGCUUGAGGCAUUCUACAGCGUGCCGGAGGUGCCUAACAGCAGGUUCUACUUCCGAGAGUCGUCCCAGAAGUUAGAUGGGCUGGGACUUGUGGAUUGGAGUCUGUGGAUGCCCCGCGUUCUGGCGACAAAUUAUGUGGACGGAGCACACAAUUGCGUAGCUCCGAAUCCACACUUCUCAGUUUGCUGCAUCGACGAGUGUGGAAGCUUACUCAGGCAAAUGGAAGCUGGUGUGGAGGCCCCUACUUCAUCACCGGAAAGGCUUCUGGACAUCGCGAAUCAACUCACGUUAAGAGGCAACUUGACGAAGGAACUGGAAGAUCGUCUCUACGAGAUUGCCCAUGCCAAUGGCGGCCAAGUGAGCCUGCACGGACGGCUCUUCGCGCAGUGGCUACACCUCUGGCAGCCCUACAAAUGUGCUUAUCCGCAAGUUCCCGGCUUUCAAUAUGAUCCGGCCCUGUGGAGGGACAGGAAAUACACAUGGAACGUUCAGGAGAAGGAGUCGUUUGUUUCAUCGUUGAGUGCGUUGCCGAAGCAAAGCUUGCACAACAGCAAUCUCCUUGCGUGGUGGAGUGAUGAAGAAUCGUUGCCGCUGUCGGAAACAGAAUCCGACGGCUGGUCUUCCACGGAUAGAGCUAUCGCGUACUUCUUCAGCUUUCAAUUUGCGGCCCAGCUGCUUAUUGUGAUCAGUGGCAUGCGAGACUUGAUUCUGAUGGUGCAGGAAUCAGGUGGCCGGCGACGCGCGUCGAAGAAGUUGGCGGAAGCUGACCCCAAGCAAGACCAACGAGACGGAGAACGAAGCAAAGAGCCCAUGGAAGACAAGACGCCGGCAGAACCCGUGGACAAAGGGAAGCAGGUACUACGAGCCAAGACGGGUGAGUGCCAUGACAACAACGCAGGGCAAGAGGUCAGCACAAAAAGGUCCAGGCAAAAAGGUGGGUCGGAGGCUUCAAAACAGCCAGCCAGAAAGGAAGGCUACAAAGCAAGCAAAAGAAGCAAAGUCACGCCCAAGGCGAUGCCCAAGGAGCCUGCCAAGCAGAAAGGGAUGCGCCAGGCCUUGAAUUUGGUGCCCCCAGCACCGAUGUCCUCGCCUCGAAAGUUGGACGAAGUCGAGAACCAGCACUUCGCCAUCGCGAAGAUAUUUGCGGAGGUUGAGGAAGCGGAUGCGAACCGUCCUGACCAAGAGAGAGAGGAAGAAUCGGAAGAAGUGCCUGCUGGCCUCGUGACCCAGCAAGCUAUCUACGAAUGGCUUCACGAUCCGCAGGAACCGCAGGCUGAUCCGCACAACCACACCAGCACCGAUGGCGCAGGAGAUGAAAGUGAGACCCCCACCAAGACGGCGGAUGAGACCAUGGCCACCUCGCACCCGUCGCACCCGUCGUACCCGCCACACCCAGAACCAGCAUCGUCACCGCGGCACGAGAAGGUUGCGGUGGCUGACUGGUUAUCGAAUUUUUCUGAAAAGUUGAACAAAGCAGAGCCGGACGUAGGAACGCCGCCAAAGCCACUUGCAGACAAGGUGGGCAGCGCCUCUGAAUGGCUGGCGCAGGCAGCAGAGAUGAAGGUUCUCGAGGAUUUGGAUGGCCGCGGUGGCAUGCCGAAGGCAUCGGAGCCAGAGAGGCGCCGUGAAGACGAGGACCUCGUGCAAAAAGACAUGGUGUUUUGGUAUGGAGCCACAGCUGAGCAUCCGGAGAAUCUGGGGCCAGGCUUUCGACCGCCUCCUGGCUUGGAAAUGCUCGGAUCUCUUGGGUCGAACGUGCCUCUACAAAUGAGUUUAUAG
Symbiodinium sp. CCMP2592 is the source of this 2697-nucleotide messenger RNA. The record is from the annotation of a GenBank genome assembly. Lineage: Eukaryota; Dinophyceae; Suessiales; Symbiodiniaceae.